Messenger RNA from Rhineura floridana, 10543 nucleotides. RefSeq names its product alpha-2Da adrenergic receptor-like. Gene Ontology annotation, cellular component: membrane. The transcript has a single exon. Gene Ontology annotation, molecular function: adrenergic receptor activity. Lineage: Eukaryota; Metazoa; Chordata; Lepidosauria; Squamata; Rhineuridae. Gene Ontology annotation, biological process: adenylate cyclase-activating adrenergic receptor signaling pathway. Bases 565 to 1764 code for a protein of 399 amino acids. The record is from RefSeq and is a predicted model, not a curated record.
UUUGCCGGGCUUCACACCGCUGCAGGAAAAGGGAAAGGGAAGAAUCAGCGAGAAGAGAGAGGUCUACACUGCAAGCAUCCACCACCACCACGCAGCAAGGUUGCUUUGGACAUUCCUAUCAAGCCAGUGUCAAGGGGUUGAGGCACUGGAGACUAUGCCCUGAAGAAAUUGCACACCUUCCAGAUCCGGUGCCUGGGACGCUAGAUUUGUCUCCUACCGAGUCAUUUCACGGCCUAUCUUUAACAACUCUGGAGUCCGCUAUGGCAUCCCAAGGACCAUCCUGCUCUUGGGGAUCCAGCGUACCUCACCAGAGUCUGUGGUUGUGCUUUAACAUCUGACGUGCCACGCCAGGAUCUGUUGCACUUCUCCAGGAUUGUGCCAUUUUGCCUCCCAAAACUAGGAUGGCAUCAUGGGAGAGGAACGUUAUUGGGAUCAUCCUUUUCUGCACCCAUGACUGUGCAAUUGAGUAUGCGUUGUGAGUGGGCCUGAGCAAAACUUGGGAGCCUGUGAACCACGCACAGGCAGUCUUGGGCACCCCCAUGGCCUGGUCUGAGGGUGCAUGGGAUGGAGCCACAGCAAAAUGGAUCUGGCAAUCAGAGUGAUCUGGCACCCACUGGCCUCCCUUACUCACCUCUUGCCACAGCACUCAUAUUGGUGGCUGUUCUGGCCGUGGCACUUGUGACCCUGAUGGGGAACGUGUUGGUCGUGCUGGCUGUGUACACCAGCCGGGCCCUCCGGGCCCCACAGAACCUGUUCCUGGUGUCUCUGGCUGCAGCAGACAUCCUGGUCGCCACCCUCAUCAUCCCUUUCUCCUUGGCCAAUGAAGUUAUGGGCUACUGGUGCUUUGGUGGCCUUUGGUGCAGCCUCUAUCUGUCGCUGGAUGUGCUCUUCUGCACUGCCUCCAUCAUGCACCUCUGUGCCAUCAGCCUGGAUCGAUACUGGGCUGUGACCCGAGCUGCCCGGUACAACCUCAAAAGGAGUCCCCGGAGGGUAAAAUGUAUGAUUGGGGCCGUCUGGGCCAUUGCUGCCUUUGUAUCUCUCCCGCCACUUUUUAAGUCAACGCACCAGGAUCAGGUGUGCUUGCUCUAUGACGACACCUGGUAUGUGCUGGCUUCUUGCACAGCCUCUUUCUAUGCCCCCUGCCUCAUCAUGGUUGCAGUCUACUGCCGGAUCUACCACGUGGCCAAGCACAGGAACUCAAUUGUCAUUGCUGCGAGGCGCAUCUCUUACCCCAACCUCAUUGCUGUGGCCAAGUGCGAUGCCCGCAGGGUGAGUGCCCAGCACCCUGGAGAAGUACAAAAUGCGGGCCUGGAGCAGGGGCAGCUUCCACACCCCCAGCCUGGUUUGCCCCGGUUCUCUCAGCAAUGGAGGGUAGAAGAGAUUGGGAAUAGUAAUGCCAGGCCACAGAGGAACCCAAGGCUUUCCUGGUCAAUUCCCUCUAACCGGCAGCAGCGCAGGAGCAGGGACAUGUCCAUCUCCACUAACCGGCUGGUGCAGGCACGGGAACGCCGAUUCACCUUUGCCCUGGCUUUCAUCAUUGGGGCUUUUGUGCUGUGCUGGUUCCCGUUCUUCUUCACGUACAGCCUCGAAUCUGUGCUCGGGGAAGGCUGCUGCAUCUCCAAGCCACUCUUCAAAUUCUUCUUCUGGAUUGGCUACUGCAACAGCAGCUUCAACCCUAUCAUCUACACUGUCUUCAACCGGGACUUCCGGCGGGCUUUCCAGCACCUUCUGUCCCGAUCCGAUCCGCUCACAUGUAGGAAAUGAGGAUUGUGCCAGACGGCUGAGGAGGGAGUCUGAGAGUGGCAUGGUGCACUGCAGGCCAGGGCUUUGAGGCCUGGGUAUGGAAUGUCAUCCUGGGGUCAUAGAGAAGGUAAUGGGUUGAGGCUGAUGAACAGAUUAUCUUUGCUGCCAGUUAUUGCUGAAAAACUUCUAAUACAGUGGUAAAUUGUAUUCGUGGCACAGGCAGCAAGACUUGUCUGACAUGCCUCAGCAGGACCUCAAGGGGUGGUAGGCCUAAUUACGGCAUAGAGUCAGGCUUAUGCUCCUGUCUGCCUCUCCAGUCAUGUGCUGCUGCCUGCUUUCCAAGCUCAGUAGACUAGAGACAAAGCGCUAGGGCUGGGGAGUGGAGUGGGGAAGCGUGCACGUGUACCAGUGAUGUAGUAGUGAAUUUUAAAGUGCGGGUGCUCUUCCUAACAACCAUCAUAGCCAGCCCCUGUAGCCACGCCCCUUCUAAGGUUACACAACAAAAAUGAAUUUUUGGUCAAUGCAGACAUUCGCUUUUUUCCCCCUCAACCUCUUCCGCCACUCCCACCCCACCCCCUUGUUUGAGAUAUCCAGCUUGAUGAAGAAUUCCGGUGGACUCUUGUUCACAAUUUUGAGACAUUUUGGUUGGUCAUAAUAAAGGCAGUUUGAUUUCCCCCCCAAAAAUAAAAGUGGCAGUUUAACUCUUAGCCAUGCAUACUAAAUGUAACCUACUUCUUCCUCUGUUUAGUUUAUUUGGUGGGUUUCUCUCUGAGAAAAGCUGGUUUUAUUUUGACAUGCAGAGGAUUGGCAAACAGCACCCCUGGUGAUGACAUCAUGGUCCCUGCUCUGACAUAAGAAGUGCUCACUUCGUCUCUGCCCAUCUGUGCCACUGAUAGGAACCGUGGCAUGAACUCCUCCUUUCAAUUUGCCUUCUUGUGGCAGACUUGCCAAAACAUUUGCCCAUUGCCACAUUAAAGCAAGCAGAUGUGUCUGCUGGGCUCUGCUGCCUUGGCUUAGGAGUGCAAAUGACAGGCUCCAUCAACCUUAGAGAUCAAGAACUGAAGCAGGUUGUUAGUUCCAAAAACUGUUCUAGCCCACAAAAGCUUUGCUGUGUGCCUUCCUCCAAGCUGCUCCCUUUGUGGGAAGGAUAAUAGCAUGAGAAGCUAAAGGUCUACUUUAGAAGAGAUUCAGUGAGGUUGCCUGCUUCUGUGUUGUGGAUGAAGACGUUCAGCGGAUCUCUCCCAAGUACUUUUCCUGCCUCAGGUUUAUAGUUUCCUGUCAAAAUUAAGGCAGUGGCAUUUGAGGAAAGUGUGGGCAUAGUAAGAACAUAAGAAUUUCCUUUCUGAAUAUCAGGCUAAAUAUCUAUUUAGUGCAGAGGUAGGGAACCUUUUUUUCUGUCAAGGGCCACAUUCCUUCAGGGCUAAUCUGUCAGGGGCCUUGUGUCAGUGGUGGAUGGGGCCUUUACACUCUCCCUCUCCCUCUCCGAUACUCCUUUCUAGCUCCCACCCCUUAUCCUCCCUGCCCAGCAGGCUGUUAAGGAAGGGCUAGAUAGCCCUCAGUAGAGUUCUGAACUGUUCAUAUGCCUGAUGGCUUUUGAAAUUAGACUGAGGGCCAAAGGUUGCCUACCUUUGAUCUAGUGGCCUGGUACUCUGUAACCUUGGCCAGCUAGUUGUCCCUGGGAAGCUCAUAAACAGAACAUGAUGAAGACAACCCUGUCCUCUUCUUUGGCCUCAGAAUCCAGUAGCCAGAGGUGUGCUGCCUCUGAACAUUGUUUCUGUGACAUCUUUGGGCCUGAGAGGCUGGAGUUUAGGUCCACCUGUUCCCCAGAGAAAGCAGCAAAUAAGAGGGACCAGGCAAAGCCACAGCUGCCCUAUGGGCAGAGUGUACGGGAGCGGAAGAGAAACACACACACCACUCUGUGUGGCUUUGCAGAAAAGAAGACCGGUGAAGAGUUGCCAUUUUCCUUAGCCUCAGCUGUGGACCGUGAGGAGGGUCAGAUGUGGGGCUGGUGGAACAUCUGGAGCGGCUGCUGUAUCUCCUCUGCCUGCCCCUUCAUUCAGCAAUCAAAUGCUUUGGUUCUGGGAUGUCUACCUUGCAUCUCUGCCCAUUUGCUGAUCAGAGGAGAGCUGGGCAGAGCCAAGAGGGAGGCCAGAUGUUGAAUGAGUCAGUCAGCCAUCUGGCUCUGGGAAACAGACAUUUAGCCCAGAUCUCGCUCCUGGACAGGUGCCAGCAUGUGGGCAAUGAAAAAUGGGUUUCCACUGGCCAGCCAUAGUGAACACCGAUGGGUUGCCUGCUUUGGGUGAGGCAGAGCUACAGCUGUGAGAGGCAGGGCAAUAUUUGGGUUUUUUUGGGGGGGAAGCAAUGUAUUUCUUGCAUGAAGCUCUUGGGCAUUUGCAUCUGAUAUCGCUGCCCCAGCUAUUUUUGCUCUGCUGUUGAUGGUUGCAGCCAGGGGAGGAUUCAGCGUUUCAGGUGUUGCAGAGGUGGUGGUGAUGAAGAGAUUGUGGGCAGUGCCUGCAGUCCAGCUACUUGCAGAUCUCUAGCUUUUCCUGUUAUUCUAGUGUGUAGCAAUUGGUUCCACAGGUUGAAGCUGGUGCUGCAACACACCGUCCUGCUGUCUGUGGUGCACCCCAACCAACCACCAGUUCCAGGAGCCAACCUCCUAUUCCCCCCACAUACAGAGCAUGACUCCAAACUCAAAGCCCUAUUUGAAUACUGACGGCAUGGUUGGUUGGGGAGGGGCUGGCCUCAAGUACUGCUGUGUAUCUAGGAUUUCCACUUUUCCCUGACCUUUUAACAACUGUGUGCCCGGCAGGCAUUCAACAAAUGUAGCUUUUCCUGGAAUUGUGAGAUGGGGAAGCUGUGCCUGUUUAAUUUCUGCUGCAGCUAUUAAAGUGGUAAAGCCUCUCUAUGGAAGAAAAAACAAGGUGGCAUUCCUAGUGCUAAAGGCUGAUUCACAAAUUGUACUUGCAACUGACAGGGCCUCUCUUUUUUCUGAUUCAGUUAGGGGGAGGAGAGGGAAUGUGUGAAAGUUUUACGCAUGUAAAUUGCUUUCCUACCAGCCAGCCUCCUAUACAUUUUGAGACAGGAGUGAUCCUGUGACUAGAUAAUGUAAAAACUAGGCCUUAAGUUCCCAGUAGGCAUGUCAAUUAACAAUGAUUAAUAUCACUCUCUUGCCUCAUAUACGUACCCAUGGGGGGGGACUGCAUAGUUAAUACCCCAACAUUACAUAUUAUGUGACUAUAUACAACAAACAAAAACUUCAAACAGUAAGUCACACAAAAACAUCUACCCUUCCUUCACAGAAAACUGAGCAAUUCAAUGGUGAUGGCAAAGCUAGAAGGUAUCCAUGGAGACAGGCCCUAUUUAUCACGUUAUUAAUCUACCCGUUCCAGCAGCUCAGAAAGGGGCAGCUGGUGUCUGGCUGUUGUCAGCUUGGCACGCCUUUCCCUUACGGAGGCUUGGUGAGUUCUAUUUUCAUGUUUUGAUUGCCCACUUGGGUACUGCUAUGGAGAAAGGCCUGGGAAUAAAAUGCCCAUCUCUAAAAGUGCAGCGCACCUGCCACAAUGGCUUAGCCUCCCCAUUUUACAUCAACCUACCUGUCACGUUUCAAGCAUCCUUCAUGUGCACAGACUGGAAUUUCCCUCCCUGCUGAUUUGGAAAUCUCUCCCAGUUUUCAUCUUCCACUUCCACCUUCCUGGAGUGUUGAAAGAUGCCAAUGGCUCAUUGUCUUCUGUGGACAUGUUAGACAUGGAAUGUCUCAAGUGUCAACUCAAAAUUCUACCCUGGAGAUAGGCCAAGCCCACAUGGCCAUACUUGACUGGAGGAUCUUCUCCUUUCAACCCCCUCUCCUCAUUCUACAUGGUUACAAAAUGGGGGUUAUUCCCUAUGAAUAUUUGCUGAAUAUAAUGGGUGAUCCUUUUAAGACAGCUUGGGCAUCUCCGCAAGCACAUACUAUGAAGCAGGCCACAUUGCAACAUGCUAACUUGAGGUGAAAAGGCAAAGGGGGCACAGAUGUGCAAAGCAGGCAUCCAGGGAUUUGCUUUGACUCUUUACACUGAUUUAAGACUACCUAUCAACUAAACAAAAGAUGUAGCAGCCAUAGCUUCCCCUGACCAUUAUCUUAUCAUCCACAACCACCACCACACACAGGUGCAUAGCAAGCAAGAUUCCAGGUGUGCUGCACAGCAGGCUAGUCUGGGGAGAAAGAAAAGAGAGAGAAGGAAUGAGUCCUGGCUGCUGCAUCUCUUGCUUAAUUGGUAGUUGUAAAGGGGAAAAGCAAGUCUCUGGGCUGUAACCUGUCAGCUCUUACUGGGAGAAAAUGUUUGUGAGAUACCUGGCAGAGCUUUUGCACAUUGAGGCACUAACGUUUGCACCAUACAAUCAUAAUCUGUAAAUUUGAGAAAGAAAGUGAUAAAAUGGACCCACUCACAAGCAACGGAGGCGGAUUUUGGCACAUGCUCUUUUCCCCCCAAGGGACUUUACAGCAGCAGGCAGCACUCCGGAGCCACCUUGCCUGCACUCCCUCGUGUAGCUGAACCCUUGAUGGGCACUCCUGCUGCUGCACCUUCAUUGGAGCUACCAGCGAUUGUUUAAGUUGGGUUUUAGAAACAUAGGGCCAUAGGAAUUUGCUUUAUAAUGAGUCAGACAAUUGGUCCAUGUAGUGCGGUGUUGUCUGCACUGACUGGAAGCCGCUCUCCAGGAUUUCAGACAGGAGAUCUCUCCUAGCUUUGCCUGGAGAUACUGAGGGUUGAACUUGGGACCUUGUGCACGCAAAGCAGUUGCUCUACCGCUGAGCUACAGUCCUUUCAGUGGGCUGUGUUUUCCAUUCUACCAAACAAUAGUUGACUACUCUGUUUCUUCCUCCCAGAGAUAUUUCUGUAUCCUGAUUUAAGGUACUGUAUUCUGUCACUUAGGAGAGCCUGGGUCCAGACCAAUCACUCUGCUCUGGGGUUUUCAAGUGUCCCUCUAUGCUAAGCAGUAUUUGGCCAAGAACUGCUUGUUGUUUGAAGCCUGGUGUGUGUGUGUGAUAGGAAUAAAUGACCCUACAUCCCAGGCGACGGGGGAGGGGGGGAAGGGUCUCACUGGGGUUGCAUUCAAAUUCUUGUGUCAGUAAACUCCUCCCACCCCACAUCUCUGAGCAGCAGCCAGCUGGCGUGGGGGACAAUCGGGCUGGAGAGGGCUUUGAUGUCUGAAUGGAGAGAUGGGCCCCAAGGGAGCUGUAUAGUUAAUGAUUGUGCAAGGAGGUAGGAAGAGCAAUAUGUUCUCAGGAUGUUUCUUAGCUCCCCCCCCUUGCCCCUCUUGUUAUUCUCAACCCCCCUUCCUCCCUCCUCUCUGCAAUUUCCCUGUAGAGGUGUCAGUUUGGGGAAAACAUGUUCUGAGUGGAGAUUGCCUGCCGGCUCAAAGCUGGAGACAGGAAAUUUGACUGAAUUAAAUGUGCUUUUGUUUGGACUUCCUCCUAAGAAUCCUGGGGACUGUAGUUUACCCCUCACAGAGCUACAAUUCCCAGCACCCUUAACAAAUUACAGUUCCCAGGAUUCUUUGAGGGAUGUGCUUUAAGCGCACAGUGUGUAUGCAGUGGCUCCAGAUCCAUCCAUGCAGUGCAAAGGUUUAAUACCCCUGUAUGGAUGGAUGUGCCCAAAGUGCUGAGGUAGUAAGAGCAUUGUGGGUGGGGAAAACUGAUCAGCAUCCUCAGCCUUCCUCCCCCUCCUCCCAUGCUCAUCUCCCCUAAGAACAUAAGAAGAGCUUUGCUGGAUUGGGCCAGUGGCCUAUUUAGUCCAGCAUCCUGUUCUCACAGUAGCCAAUCAGAUACCUAUGGGACCCUUCUCCAUUCACUGGUGCUUGCAAAGCAGUCCUUUUGCUUGUUUCCAUUAAAUAGAUGGUGUCCUGCAGCAAUUUUGUGGUGCUGAGGUUGGGUCCUGUAGGUCAAGCCCAGAGCAAAGCCCCAUUUCAGGAACAAUCUGGUAACCUUUUGCUGCUGGAAGGGCAAAGGGACAGGCUGUGGCUUUGCCACAGAUGUGGUAUGUGCUUAUUUGCACAAGGAUGGCAAAAGGCCACCCAGAGUCGAGGGAGCAGGAGCAGGAGCUGAGCUGAUACGGAAUCUCUUCAUGCAGAAUUUCCAUCCAGGCUGAGCAGACGAUGUGACUGAAACCUGAUCACAGUGUGCAAGCUAGGAGAUGGGGAGAAAAGGGGCCAGAGAUUAAGUGGGGGGCUCUCCUCAUGAGCUAAGACAGGAAUGUAAAGCAACCCUGAGAGAGCCAGGCUCGCUGGGCUGCUUGGCUCAGACAUGCAGAGACCAGAGGCUGACUAAUUUCCCCAGCUUUGUGGCUCAAAAUAGAAAAACUUGAAACAUUGACCCUUCACCCAUCUAAAAACAGUUGUUGGCGCCAUGGGAGCUGGAUUCCACAAACCCAGGGCCCAGCUCCAAACUCCUGCGCUCACUUUUGUUUCCAAGCCCAGUGAUGCUGUAUGAUAAGGAGCCAGGCCUAGAACCCUCACACACCAGUUCUCAAGGAGACUCUCAGCUGGACAUCCAUCAUAGCUGUGGUCUGGCACAGGCUCCUGCUGGGGGGUGAUGGUCUCCUCUCUCUUCCUGUGGUUCUGAAUAGCUGUAGCCAGCACUCCUUAGUAGCAUUUCCUGCACUCAGGAAUACUGAACCACUCAUCAUUAGACACACAUACAAACACACAUGCCCUGCUCAAGGCUGGAGACAGACAAUAGUUCCCACCGCUCUCCCCAUGAGAGUUAGAGGUGGUUUGGAAAGGGGUUGCUGCUUGUGAUUUGUUGCCUUGGUAAACAUGCUCUGUAAGGUUUUGUACGGUUUUAGAACCCUGUUUGCUUGGAGUAAUACAGGAAGAAACAUGUCUGUAUCUAUGGACAAUGAUGCCUCUUUCAUGUUACUUUCAACUCUUUGAGGGAGGACCAUACCUGAGUACUAGAGUACGUGCUUUGCAUGCAGAACGUCCCAGGCUCUGUGCACGCAGGUGAUGUGAGGGGCAUUUCUUCCUCAGAUCCUGAGGCCAAUCAGGGUAGACAAAACUGAGCUACACAGACAAUGAGUUCGUAUGUAAGUCUUAAAUAAAACUGCCUCCCGCUUUUCUAGUGCGAGUUGGCUGUUUGCUCAUUAUCACUGACAUUUUGUCCGCUCAUUAUAUCUAUAAAGAGAAGCUGGGGCUCCUCAAUCUCUAUAGACAGGAAACACAGUUUAUCUGUAUAACCUGGAAGAGCUAAUCUUAGAUCACUUCUAGAACAUGUGGGACACAGUAGCCCACACUUGCAAGGAGCACCCAGGCCAUCUGAGCUGAGCUGCCUCAUAAAGAACGCUAUAGGAUAACUCUGACUUCACUCCUUCCCUUGCCCAGUAAUCUCAGCUGCAGUUUGGAGAUGGGCUGAGGAAUUAGAGCUCUCCUGGGUUAGGGGUAUGUGGCCCCAUGGAGCAAAGUAAAAACACGACAUACAGCUAUUCUGUGUUUUUCCCGAUUGUAUUUUUACAGCAUCUGUCAUUAUCCAGGUCCCUGAGCCUGAGCUCCUAUGAGUAGUUUCCACUUUCUGUUUCUAUGGCUUACAAGCAUAGAAAACACAUAGAAUCAAAGAAAUUUGGGUUGCCUCCAGACUGUCAGUAUUUUGUGGGAGGGAUUCAAGUAUAUACCAGAACCUUAGGUUUGCACAAUUAACAUGGAUUAAAGCACUCUGUUACCCUAGCACAACACAUCCACUUUUUUUUAAGCCAUACCUUUUGCAGUUUGGAAAGUAACAUGGAAGUGUAUUGAAAAGUGUGGGAUGAACAAAUUAUUCACAGAAAGAUAUAUAAACAGCCUGUAAGUAAAUCAGGAUGAAUGCAAGAUGAACAUUCAUUGUCAUAUAACUGCCCCAUAAACAAAUGAGAACGAAUGUUAAUUAAAGACCAGACAUAGCUGAAUCUUCAUGUAAGCUUUGUGCAAGCUAAUCAGAAUAAAUACCGAAUAAAUAGGUUGUCUGGGCUAGAGGUGAUCUAGUCUAACCUGCUACUGAAUGCAAGAGCUGCACGGCAAGAUGCAAUCACAGCAAUCCAGACAGAAGGCUGCCCCACCUUCAGUACCUCCAACAAUUCACUGUUCCACUUUCACUGUUCCACAUUUAUGAAGUUGUUACUGUUUCUUCUGAUGUUUAGCUGAAAUCUGCUUCCCUGCAAUUUCCACUCACUGGUUCUAGUUCUGCUCCAUCUUCUGCAUGAGAGCCUUUCACAACCCUGAGAGUUUUUGACCACAUUCACAACAUAGGAAAGAUGCUUGACAGGUACUUUCAGAACUGGUUUGAAAGAGAGGUGAAGUUACUUCGGAACACAACAUUGAAAUUUGAUUGUGGAAGUCAAAUACAGGUACAAAAAUGUAAAAACAAAAGAUUUCUAUUUCAAAUGUUAAGAUUUUGAGAAUAUUUACAGCUUUUGUUGGAGGAGAGGGUUGGAUUUCAGCUCUGUGUGUCAAUGACAAAAGCUUUUUCAGUCCUUCCCCCCUCAAUAAAAAUUGGUUGGAACUUCAAAACUAAAAAUCUGCUUUUUCAAAAGUUUCAAGUGUGAUUUUGGAGAUUUAUCAAAUUUUUAAAUCUAUAUGGAAUGUUCUUUUAGCAUUACAUUAUGCAGAGUAUGUCUGAGACUAAACAUGUUGUUUCUUCUCUUUACCAAAAAGUCAAAAUUCUUCUCUCUCUCUCUCUCUCUCUCUCUCUCUCUCUCUCUCUCUCACACACACACACACACACACACACACACUUUUUUAAAAAGUAAAAGAAAUUGUAACUUCAUUCAAAUAAAUUAGGAAAAUUAAUACC